GCCGCAUUUGUAUAAUAAGUAAACUUAAAUGCUCCGAUUACUUCUCUCAGCCCACUGCCGCCGUGCCGGCGGCUACAACCUCGAUGUAUCCACCGCCCGCUGCAUCUCUUCCACGGCGAGCCUCAGCGCUUCAUGGAUGGACAAGGUGAAAGGAGUUCUCACCGGCCAGAAGACCACCGCCGCCGCCGCCGAAUCUUCUGCCGAAUCGGCCGAAUCCUUCACCCUUCUCCGUUUUGCGGAGGAGAUGAGAAAAGCGAGGAAAUUGGGGAGUUUGAAGCAGUAUGUAGUAGGGAGGGGUAGUGAAGCAACUUUCGCCGAUGCAUUUGAGAAGCAAGAAGCAAUUAUUCGAUACCUAGGCGGUUUUGAUCCUACUGGGGAGAACAUUCAGACCAGUCAAAAGACGGAUGCAGCAAAGCACUGUAAUUGCACGAUAUUAGACGUCGAAAAUGCCUUGGCAAAGUUUACAUGGGCAAAAAAUGCACAAAAAAAGAUCGAACAACUUAAAGCCGAGGGCAAACCAAUGCCCAAGAACUUGGGAGAGAUUCAGAAAUUGAUGGGGUCGUCACCCUUGGAUGUUGCACGAUCGAGCAUGGCUAAGAGCGGCCAAAUAAGUCGGAACGCCCCCUGCCCCUGUGGCUCUAAGAAGUUGUAUAAAAGGUGUUGUGGGAAGGACAAAAGCAGUUGAAGGACCAAAAUCAAUUGUAACUAAUAUGGGCAAAUUUACGCCACUCGAAGAGAGCUUCAAAAAAGCUGCGGAAAUCCAACCUUCCAUUCAAUAAAUUCCGAGACGAACGAUUUUUUGGUAAUGUGGCUCUUAUUUAGAAUAGAGUGGAUCUUUCAAGUAGGAUUGCUCAUUUUAAUUUUGCUAAUAGGAUAAAAAAAAUGAUGAGAUUAUGAUUUUUGAAAUGCAAGAUUUUUAGGAGUAAAAUAAGUGUUUUAUUUGUU
Molecule: messenger RNA, 945 nt
Organism: Erythranthe guttata (spotted monkey flower)
Lineage: Eukaryota; Viridiplantae; Streptophyta; Magnoliopsida; Lamiales; Phrymaceae
Product: SEC-C motif protein
Source: RefSeq, a predicted model, not a curated record